AUGUCUCCCUUGAGUCUUUCAGUCAUCGCCCUGAUCGACGAAAGCCACCGUUGGAGUUGCGUAUAUCGAAAUUUUUUAUUUUUUCUCCAUCUUCUCUCUCUCUCUCUCUCCAUCUCUCUCUCUCUCUAUCUAUCUAUCUAUCUAUCUAUCUAUCUAUCUAUCUAUCAGUCUCAUCCAUUAUUAUCUAUCUAUCUAUCUAUCUAUCUAUCUAUCUAUCAGUAUCAUUAUCUAUCUAUCUAUCUAUCUAUCUCAUCAAUCUAUCUAUCUCAUCUAUCUAUCUAUCUAUCUAUCUAUCUAUCUAUCUAUCAUCUAUCUAUCUAUUAUCAAUUGUCUGUUCAUUAUCUAUUCAUCUAUUAUUAUCUAUCUUCUAUCUUUAUCUAUCUCAGUCAAUUCAUUAAAUCUAUCUAUCUAUCUAUCCAUAUCUAUCUCUUACAAUUGGAAAGUUUUUGUUCGCUUUACAUGACAAAAUGA
Messenger RNA from Acanthosepion pharaonis, 471 nucleotides. Lineage: Eukaryota; Metazoa; Mollusca; Cephalopoda; Sepiida; Sepiidae. The record is from the annotation of a GenBank genome assembly.